GAAGUGGAUUGUCUCAGAAUACGAAGAAAAUAACAUAUAAAUAUGAGUGGUGACGAAUGGACUAAUCAGAAUCCGCAGAGUCAUUCUUAUGAUUCUGCUUGUACUACCAAUACUCAUGCAAAUGAUGAUGUUAUUUUUCCAAAUGGAUCUAUUCCACGGACUAACAGUCGUAUGAGGCAGUAUAACACAUUUGAAAAUUCAAUGAGCAAUUCUGAAGCAAUGAGAUCUCGAUCAUAUUCACUUCCAUAUAUGACUUGUAAUCCAAGGACUAGUAGGAGUCUUUCAUUUUUUGAAGGUCAGGGAAAUUCAAAGGAAAAUGAUAAAUGGAGAGAUAAUAGUUUGUCUAGAAAUCAUAAUAAAAGUGGGGACUACUCUGAUGUGGAAUUCUCAGGAUCUACAGAGGUUGAUAAUGAAGAAGAUAUUGAAAUUACGAAUUCAAGAUGGUGUGGCUUCUCUAAAAGACAACUGAAAUGUUUAUUUGCAUUAAGUAUAUUAUCAAUAUCUGACACAAUGGGUUUCUCAAUUGUUGCACCAUUUUUUCCUGUGGUGGCAGAAGAGAAGAAUUUGUCACCAAUUGACAUUGGUUUGGUAUUUUCAGCUUUUUCAAUGGCUGGUAUAUUUGGAUCAUUUCUCACAGGGGCAUUGCUUGUUCGUGUGGGUGCCAAAUUUGUUAUAUUAGCUGGAAUGUUAUGGUCUGCUGGAGCCACGAUAUGCUUUGGAUUGCUGAUCUAUGCUCCACCAAAUACUUUUUUCUAUCUUUGUCUCCUUUGUCGAGUAAUGAUGGGGAUCGGUAAUGCUGCCGCCUUUACAGCAUUAUUUGCAAUUAUUUUUCAAGAGUUUGCUGAUAGAGCUCUAACUGUGAUUGGUAUAUCGGAGUCACUCUGUUCUAUAGGAGGAAUUGUUGGUCCGUUAAUUGGUGGCUCAUUAUUUGACGCUGGUGGUUACCUUGUUCCUUUUGUGUUCUUGGGAACUUUACAAUUUUUCGUAUUACUGUGUUGCGCAAUAUUGAUACCGCCCGUAUCUGUUGAAAGACAUGCCAAUGCCGUUUCACCAGCAUGGUUAUUGUUGAAUCCUCAUGGGCUCUUCUCUGCUUUAUUUGUUAUGUUAUCAUUCACAGUUAACAGUUUUCUCAUCGCAAAUAUUUCACUUUUUUUAACCCAUUCAUUUCAUAUAUCAACAUUCAUGGUCGGUGUUUACAUGUUAGUGAUGAGUGUUUUUUACGGAAUUUCAACUCCUAUCUGGGGAUAUUUUGCUGAGACAAGGAAGAUAGGGCCACACAUGAUGGCCGUAAGUUGCUUCUUGUUCGGAAUUGUAUUAUCCCUCUAUGGCCCUGCUGAUUUCUGGCGAGAUUUAUUUGGUUGGACUGGACCAGAGCAAUGGCUAGUGUAUAUAUGCGCAGCUUCUUCAGGGGUGGUCUUAGGAGGGCUCGUUAUACCAACUUUUGGAGAAAUGGUUGUCGCCGCGAAACAAAUGAAGCUUCAUGACAAUGAAUUAGCGGAAUAUGGUCUUGUAUCGGGUCUUUGGAACACUAUGUUCUCUGUUGGAGAUAUAUUGGGACCCAGUGUUGGUGGUGUCAUGGUGGUGAAACUUAACUUUGAGAAUUCCUGUGCUAUCUUGGGGUUAUUGAUGUGUGUUUUGGCGUUAGCAAAAGGUGUCCAUUUAGCUGUAAUUGCCUUCAAACGGAAAAAGUCGCCUCCUGAAUCCGACAGUGAUGGAAACUCUUCAGACGAAGAUCAAUCAGAUGAAAGAAAGAGUUUAUUAAGUCCGGAAAACCCGUCUUUACAAGCUUGAACUUCAUGAUUUACCUGUUCAUUAUUUGAAGGUUGUUCGACAUUACAUUUCAUCAGAAAAUGUGAGCUAAAGUAAAGCACAUUUGUGUUAGUGUGCAGCAAGAUUCUUGAUUUAAAUAGCAUAGUGUUUUUUUACAUGUCUUACAGCUACUUUGUGUUCAUUUUUGAGGUAUUGUUGAUUAUGUUUUAAACAGCGAAUAUAUAUAAGUAUACCUGAAUUUUUUGUUUGUAAGGUUUUUUUCAGUGUUGCGUCUUGUACUUGUAACAAAUUUUCUUUAAAUUUCUCAUUUUACUGAAAUAAUGCUUCAUAGUUUAAUUCAUAUUUAUCACAAGUUUUUUUUUUAAAUAUUCUCAUUUUUGCCUGCAAGAAGCAUUGCUAUUAAGUAACUUUUCUUUUUAUUUUUGUUUCAAUAUGGGCCUUUAUAUUGAUAUUAUACAAAAUAUUUUGCAACAUGCUCAAGUGAAUGCAACAGACUAUGCAAUUGUAGCAUAAGCUUGCCUUUGAAAUCAAUCUAAUUACACAUUUUAUGUAUUUUGUGUGAUUACUUAUAUCCUUGUUCACUGUUUUUGUCUCACAGCAUAUCAAUUUCCGAAUGAAAUCUUACAAAUAUU
Molecule: messenger RNA, 2402 nt
Organism: Styela clava
Lineage: Eukaryota; Metazoa; Chordata; Ascidiacea; Stolidobranchia; Styelidae
Source: RefSeq, a predicted model, not a curated record